Molecule: messenger RNA, 1009 nt
Organism: Telopea speciosissima
Lineage: Eukaryota; Viridiplantae; Streptophyta; Magnoliopsida; Proteales; Proteaceae
Product: 60S ribosomal protein L8-1
Exons: 2
Coding region: 41-823 (260 amino acids)
Biological process (GO): cytoplasmic translation
Cellular component (GO): ribosome; cytosolic large ribosomal subunit
Molecular function (GO): structural constituent of ribosome; RNA binding
Source: RefSeq, a predicted model, not a curated record
GCCAGGCUUGGGUUGAGAGAUCCAGAGAGUGAAGUGAGCGAUGGGGCGUGUAAUCCGAGCACAGAGGAAGGGAGCAGGGUCUGUCUUCAAAUCCCACACACACCACCGCAAGGGUCCUGCUCGCUUCCGCAGUCUCGACUUCGGGGAGCGAAAUGGGUAUCUGAAGGGGGUCGUGACGGACAUCAUCCACGAUCCAGGCCGAGGUGCUCCACUCGCCAAAGUUACCUUCCGUCAUCCUUUCCGAUACAAGCACCAGAAGGAACUUUUCAUUGCAGCUGAAGGUAUGUACACGGGUCAGUUCCUCUACUGCGGUAAGAAGGCCACUCUCAUGGUUGGGAAUGUCUUGCCUCUCCGAUCCGUCCCUGAAGGUGCUGUGGUCUGCAACGUCGAGCACCACGUUGGUGAUCGAGGUGUCAUUGCUAGAGCCUCUGGCGAUUACGCCAUCGUCAUCAGUCACAACCCUGAUAACGACACCUCCAGGAUCAAGCUUCCCUCGGGUGCCAAGAAGAUUGUCCCAAGUGGGUGCAGAGCUAUGAUUGGGCAAGUUGCAGGUGGGGGUAGGACUGAGAAACCCAUGCUCAAGGCAGGCAAUGCAUACCACAAAUUCAGGGUGAAGAGGAACUGUUGGCCUAAGGUUCGUGGUGUUGCCAUGAAUCCAGUGGAGCAUCCUCAUGGAGGAGGAAACCAUCAACACAUUGGGCAUGCGAGCACAGUCCGCCGUGAUGCACCUCCUGGCCAGAAAGUGGGUCUCAUUGCUGCAAGGAGGACUGGUCGACUUCGUGGUCAAGCUGCUGCUACAGCUGCUAAAGCUGAUAAAGUUUAAAUAUUUUAUUUCAUUUCUUCUUUAUCAUAUAUCCUUGGAACCUCUUCAGGAUACUUUCCUCCCCCAUCUCUCCUCUUCAAUAGACGCUUUGAAGUUUUGUAGUAAGAUUUUUGCUAAGAAGAUUCAGGUAGUUGUGAUGUGCUGCAUUAGAUUUCAAUUAAUGUUUAAUGGAACACGAAUUGUGAU